UAGUUUUCCAUGUGGUUGUGGCAGCUCCUUUGGCCCCUAAUGUCUACUAAAUACUUUUUUUCUUUGCUUACAGUACAGACUUCAACUCCCAGAGGUCAGUGCAGCUCUGUGUAAUGGCUGCCAGCCAAUUGCUUUCACUUUCACUAUCUGUGUACAUGCUGUGUUGUAAACAGUAAGCCUCACACACUACAUGUCUUUGCUUUUAAACUAUCCUUUCCCCCAGCAAUAAAUCAUGCUGUGCUCUGAAUGGCAGCAGUCUACUCUUACUGAGGAGACAAGGUGGAUUUGAGAUUUACAUAUUUCUCCCACUCCCUGCAUGUAAGUGACAGCUGAAAGAGGAAAACUGUUCUAUAUAGCUAAUUAAUGAUAUUUAGACAAACACAUAGCUUGGUGAGAGGGAAAGGAUGGGCUAUGAUUUUGGUUUCCCAGAGCCCCCUUUAAGUGUUUCCCAAGCGCAGUCCUCAAGUACCCUCAACAGGUCAUGAUUUCAGGAUUUUCUAUACAGAGAACACUUGUGAUGAUGCCUAAUGAACUUGCCAUAGCUAUAUCACCUGUUAAAGACUAAGAAAAUCCUGAAAACAUGACCUGUUGGGGGCUGCGCUUGGGAAACACUGUACUAUUCCCUCACACAAAUCCAUUUUGGGUUGAGGUCCAGUGACUGAAUUCUACAAAGACAAUGCAUCCCCUGUGUACCUGAUCAUCUGGAAUUCAAUGUGAAGGAGCGUAAGUCAAGAGAUGGAAAAUGUUUUAAUUCUCUUCAUUGAACUCAGAUGUCUACUUACUGGAAAUGAUUACAUUCUUAUGAAGAAGUUUGGAGGCUGUUUAGGAAGGAGCAGUCAACAGAUGCCAUGUGGGGCUCAUACUGCCACUCCAUCAUUAAAACAACACAGAUGGAUCAGUCAGCGGAUCCUAGACGUCGCCAACAAGAUCACCCAGCUGUUGACUGGAGAGGUUCCUAUAAGAUAUGAGGACAUCAUGAUCUGUUUCACAACAGAGGAGUGGAAAUAUGUAGAAAAACAUAAAGAUCUGUACAAGGACAUCAUGAUGGGCAACCAAGUAGUGGGAGAUCAUAAUAUUAAUAGCAUUGAACAUACUUUAUCGGAGAAGAUUGGUGACUCCCAGCCUGUGGACAUAGAUGGGGAUAAUGUAAGACAGAAAAUAUUGCAUCUAACAGAAGAGGUUAUUCACCUGCUGACUAAAGAGAAAUACAUACUAAUAUGGAGCCUUCCUAAUCACACCACUCCCAGUAGCAGUGCUAAUAUUACAGGUUCAUCCCCAUUGCUGGUACAUGAGAGGAACAAAGAUGAGAGGACCCUAGAACUCGUCCACAAGAUAAUUAUUUUGCUGACUGGAAAGGUUCCUAUAAGAUAUAAGGACAUCACAAUCUGUUUUUCCAUGGAAGAAUGGGAGUAUGUUAAAAGACACAAGGAUGUCUACAAGGAUAUCAUGAUGGACAAUGAAAGAGAUGAUAACAGACAGCCUUCCUCUGAAAAAUACAUAAGAAAAAAGCCAGAGAAAUGGACUAAAAGCAGGACAAAGAAAAGUCACCUGGUGAACAAUGAACCACGCCAAGUUACAGAAAAUUCUUCAUGUACCAAUUCAGAACAACUUAAUGUUACAAAACAUAAAAAGAUUCGGAAACGAUCAGUAACUUGCGAUAAAUGUGGAAUACCACUUCAAAAAUCUGACAUUAUAAAUUUGAUGGAUCAGAUAGCGGUUAAUGAUUCAAGCAACAAAGCAAGCUAUAAGUUCUGUAGACCAUGUCUUCAUAAACAAUCUUCUCAUACAGAUAAGGGAAACAGAAUCACAAAAAAGAAACCAUUUGCUUGUACGGAGUGUGAGCGUUCUUUUUCAAAUAAGUACAAUUUCAGAAACCAUUUGAAGUUUCAUACUGGAGAAAGUGUCUUUUCUUGUCCAGAAUGUGAUAGAGUUUUAGAAACUGCCAACAGUCUUGAGACUCAUAUGAGAGUCCACACAGGAGAGAAACCUUACAAAUGUGAAAAAUGUAACAAAUCUUUUUCUACCACAGGGAACCUUAAAGCCCAUUACAGAGUACACACUGGAGAGAGACCCUUCACUUGCUCUGAAUGUGACAUAACAUUUACUUAUAAGUCACAUCUUGUUUCCCAUCAAAAAUUCCAUACAGGAGAAACACUGAAAUGUUCCGAGUGUGGAAAAGAGUUUGUCUACCAGUCACAUUUUUUGAAACAUCUUCAAAUUCACACAGGGGUGAAACCGUAUAAGUGUUCGGAAUGUGAAAAAAGUUUUCAUCGAAGUUACCAUCUUUAUUUACAUUCGAGGAUUCACACAAAUUCAAAGCCAACUUUUAAGUGUGAAGAAUGUGGCAAGUGUUUUCAGACCCGUUCUGGCCGUUUAAGACAUCAGAAGACUCAUUUGUGAGAGGCCAUUUUCUUGUUCAGAAUGUGGCAAAGGAUAUGCACACAGGAGUAGCCUACCAUAUUAUAGAAAGAUCCAUUUUGUGGAGAAGCCAUAAACAUGUCCAAAGACAUGUCAUGAAAAGAAGUUAUAGAGGUGCAAAUUUUUAGGGGGUUUAGUUGAUCAUCACUUAGCAUGUACAUAACUGAAGAUUAAAGUGGUACUCUGGGGAACUAAACCCAUCCUUUCC
Hyla sarda is the source of this 2626-nucleotide messenger RNA. RefSeq names its product zinc finger protein 501-like. The transcript has 8 exons. Bases 736 to 2400 code for a protein of 554 amino acids. NCBI's taxonomy places the organism in Eukaryota, Metazoa, Chordata, Amphibia, Anura, Hylidae. Gene Ontology annotation, molecular function: RNA polymerase II cis-regulatory region sequence-specific DNA binding; DNA-binding transcription activator activity, RNA polymerase II-specific. Gene Ontology annotation, biological process: regulation of transcription by RNA polymerase II. Gene Ontology annotation, cellular component: nucleus. The record is from RefSeq and is a predicted model, not a curated record.